Molecule: messenger RNA, 368 nt
Organism: Phytophthora nicotianae INRA-310
Lineage: Eukaryota; Oomycota; Peronosporomycetes; Peronosporales; Peronosporaceae
Exons: 1
Source: RefSeq, a predicted model, not a curated record
AUGGGGCUAUUUUCCUUGAAUGCCCGCGCCGAGGUGUCCAUUCUGGACGCCGCCUUUGCUCGUAUGGUAGGGUGCUAUGUGGAUGAAAGUCAGCAACAAGGUUGUGUUGGUAUUGGAGGAGGCGUAUACGUGACGAAGGGACUUACCAAGAUUAAGGUCACUCUGGCUGGAUCGCUGGUGGACUUCUUCGACGCUUGGGUUGGCGAGAUGUCGGGUCAGGAUGCGAUCUUCGGCAUGGACUUUAUGGUCCCAGCAGGAAUUCGCCUGGACUUGCCCGACGGGACGUUGUGCUUGCCGGACGAGAUCCGCUUCCAGCUGUCAGGACGACGCCCGCUGUAUGGUGACCACGUCAGCGCAGUCCGCCUUGA